This is a messenger RNA of Ylistrum balloti, 1758 nucleotides long. Its product is annotated as interleukin-1 receptor-associated kinase 4-like. Gene Ontology annotation, molecular function: protein kinase activity; ATP binding. NCBI's taxonomy places the organism in Eukaryota, Metazoa, Mollusca, Bivalvia, Pectinida, Pectinidae. The coding region runs from base 15 to 1652 and encodes 545 amino acids. The transcript has 2 exons. Gene Ontology annotation, cellular component: plasma membrane. The record is from RefSeq and is a predicted model, not a curated record. Gene Ontology annotation, biological process: protein phosphorylation.
ACAUAUCUACAUCAAUGGCUGGGAAGAAGAAACUAAGCCAGGAGUCCUAUAUACGGUCUCUUCCGUAUUCUGCUCUACGCUACAUGGCCAUGCAACUUGAUAUAGAUAGCAGAUGGAAAAUUUUGGCCACUUUUAUCCCAAAACGAUUGUCCAACAGACUAUCUAGUGGCGAGUUUCAAGAGAGAUAUUCCACACUGCAGAUAGACAUGUUCGAAGUAAGAGGGAGACAACCAGGUGCAAGUCCUACACUUCUCAUUCUCAACGAUUGGGCCACUCAGAACGCGCAACUAAAACACUUACUCGAGGUAUUUGAGAAAGCCAAACUCACGGCAGUUGCUGAUUACUUACUGGAUCAAAUGGAUCAGACAAAACCAGCAAAGGUGACAGAUAUGUCUAACAGAAACAACACAGAUGCUACGCUAUCCUCUCUCUCUGCAAACAUGUCUGGGAUGGAGAUCAUCAAAAACAACAAUGAUGAUCCCAAAAAUGGUUUGUACAAAGAAAAACAUAUUUCUGAUGACUUCAUGUCUAACAGUACUGACCAGUUGUCCAGUAGUGGUUCAGAGAGAGAGACAUCUUACGAGUUUACAAGCAAGCCUUCUGUUGACCUAGAAGCUGGUAAUUACAUCUGUAAUAAUGCCGUCUCUCUCAAAGAUAACAAACAUGUUUGUGUGCCUGUAUGUCGAUCCCCAUCUCUGAAAAGCACAAAGGAUAUUCCCAAGCCCUGUUUCUGUACUUCCUCACGAGAAAUGAGUUACGCCAUGCUCCAAAACUUUACCAAGAACUUUGCAGAGUUAGAUGUGGCAAAAGGAGGUAAAAUGAUUGGUUGCGGUGGAUUUGGAGUCGUUUUUAUCGCUGAAUCACCUCAUGGCUGCAAAGCUGCCGUAAAACAGCUGCGUCAUCCUGGCGAUCCGUUGAUGGAAAAACAGUUUCAAACAGAACUGGAAAAGUUGUCUAAAUUCCGCCAUGAAAAUAUUGUGUCUUUGCUUGGUUAUUCUAUUGAUGGUUCUAAGAAGUGCUUGGUUUAUGAUUACAUGCCGAACGGGUCUCUUGAGGAACGGCUUUGUUGCUUCAGGAAUACAGAACCAUUGCCAUGGAAACGAAGACUUGAAAUUGUCCUUGGAACUGCUUGUGGAGUUGCCUUUUUGAACAGCAAUGGUGAAGUGCAUCGUGACAUUAAGAGUGCGAACGUGCUACUGGAUGAAAAUUAUGUUCCUAAAGUUGGAGACUUUGCAACAGUUAGGACUGGACCGUCAGGAAGUAGCACAACAGCUGUUGAGACAAUGCAGGUGAUCGGUACCUCCGCCUACAUGGCACCUGAGGCCAUUAGAUUUGAUGUGUCUGCCAAGCUGGACUCUUUUGCGUUUGGUGUGGUUUUGUUGGAGGUUUUGACUGGCCUAGCACCCAAUGACCCGCGACGAGAGGAAGCUGAUCUUUGGAGUUAUGUGCAGGAGUCAUGUGAUGAUAACUGCGACAUAAAAGACCUACUGGACCAAUCAGCAGGGGAUUGGAAUGAGGACAUCGCCAUUGCUCUAUUUAUCAUUGCCCAAAAAUGUCUCCAUGACAAAAAGAAAAAACGAGCUUUAGUGGGAGACAUUCUCCCUGAUUUGCAGCAGUUUGUUCAGAAAUGUUGUCAUGAUACCUUUGUGUAGGAUGAGUUCCUACCUCAAAAAGGAACCAAUUGUUUAAAAGGAACAGACCAAAUAGUAAAAAAUUUGUUCUUUUUCUUGUGAUUUGCAAAUUGUUUUUAAUGAAAUU